This is a messenger RNA of Brassica rapa (field mustard), 8765 nucleotides long. RefSeq lists its product as uncharacterized. The record is from RefSeq and is a predicted model, not a curated record. NCBI's taxonomy places the organism in Eukaryota, Viridiplantae, Streptophyta, Magnoliopsida, Brassicales, Brassicaceae.
UAAAUUUAGAUACAAGAACAUGUUCAGACAUCAACUAAAAACAAGAUCUUUUAUAAAACACCUGAAAGAUUGAAACUUUGAAACCCAACAACCACCAAUGAAUCUAUACUAGAUUUCAUAAACCAUUCUGCCAGAUGAAAAAUUAGAGAUAAACUUUCACAAAAUGAACGGUCAUUGGACUAUGGUGAUGAACCGAAAAAAAGAUCUCCUUGGAAAUUUCAGAAUAAGAUACCAGUAGCUCCUCCAACGAAAUAACUUACUAGACAUAUCAAGUUUUCAGAUUUGUUCCUUAAUUUGGUCUGGAUGCUUCUUCAAAAUUCUCACAUCUCUCACUUUCUGCCUCUCUUUCUUGAUCUGUUAAAGAAUCAAUAUAAAGCUAAAAGCAAAAUAUUUGGAGAGACAGCAAAACAAUCUUGAACAAAUGGGUACAAAAAUCUCGUAUUGAAAUCUUUUAAUUAAACCCAUAAUUAAAUUUAAAAAAAAAGAUGGAAUCAGUGAGAGAUCGAACAGAGGAAGAAAGAACAAAAAUAUUAGAAUUCUGAAAUUUGCUUUUAUUUAUUUCUUUUUGUUAUUUUUUCAGACCUAUGGAAUAAAGUUGCAAUAAAGGAGGGUACAGUUGAAAUUAUCGUUUAUGUACAGUAUGUUUUCCAUAUACCUAAAUAACUAUUUUUCUAUGGUUAUCUCCUGUAAAUUUCCUAAAUUAUAUCAGUUUAAAUUGCUUACUAACCUUGUUCGGAAACUAGUUAAAUGUUAUUGCUACAGCGUGUGGCACAUACAUUUUAAGCGAAGAUAGUUAAAAUAAAAAAUAAACAUGGGUCAAAGUUUUCCUUCGUCUUGCAGCUUUUCAUUGCUAACCAAAGAAGCCACUUUUGUUUUUGUAUAGAUUAACUUCAUGAUUGGCAACUGAAUCUUGCUUUUCAAAAUCACUAUGAUAAAACGUCUCUACAUGAUAUCGCUCAAAUUACUCUAGAUCAAUUUUCUAUUUCAAAUAAGAAGUUCACUUUUAAUAAUUCAGGAUCAAAUCCAUGUGGAGCGUGGACACACAAUAUAGUUUAAACUAGGUAAGUAAAGAUAAAGCAGUAUAUGAUUAAAGCACUAAACAAGUUGGUUGUAGAAUAUAAGACAAAUAGUUAAACUUAGGGUUUCAACUUAUAAGAAACCAAUAGCUCCUCCAACGAAAUAACUUACUAGACAUAUCAAGUUUUCAGAUUUGUUCCUUAAUUUGGUCUGAAUGCUUCUUCAAAAUUCUCACAUCUCUCACCUUUUGCCUCUCUUUCUUGAUCUGUUAAAGAAUCAAUAUAAAGCUAAAAGAAAAAUAUUUGGAGAUAGACAGCAAAACAAUCUUGAACAAAUGGGUACAAAAAUCUCGUAUUGGAAUCUAUUAAUUAAACACAUAAUUAAAUUAAAAAAAAGAUGGAAUGUAAUAACUCUCACGAGCAUAUAUAAUUUUGGUCGAGAAAAUUCUUUAAGAUCAGUUUGAAGAUUGAUCGAUCAAAAUUAAAUUAAAAUUGACACGGUGAAUUAAUCUCUCGACGGGGCAGUCUUUUGGUCGGAAGACCAUUAAUUAUUAUUGUCAUUUUUUAUUCAUGCUGAGCGAGUUUAUUCAGAGCAGGAUGAGAUUCAAAGGAUGAAAAAUAUUUAGUCGAAACAGUCCAAAAAAUAUCGACAAAACUCUUAAAAUUAUUUCUGAACAGUCACAUGUCUUGCACCUUCUAGCCUACUUGCUUCCUCAGUAAUUAGGUCACAUGACAAUUACCUACUUGCUUACCUGGUUGCUCAUUAGAAGUCACAUGCUGGACACAAGCUGUUUGCUUAGAAGUCACAUGCUGGUCAUUAUAUAAAAUUUUAAAAAACAACUUUUAUAAGUAGAUAAAAAUAGGACUCUAUUUUAAUAGAUUAGAAGUAAAUAGCAUAGUAUAUAUUAGUGACAUUAUCAAAUGUCUAUGAUUUCACAGAAGAAGUUAAUGUUGACCCCAAUCUCAACUUUCACCUUCCAAAUACUAAACCCUAAACCCUAAUCAGUGAACUCUAAACCCAAAUAUAAACUCUAAACCCUAAUCACUAAACCCUAAACCAUAAUCAAUAAACUCUAAACCCAUAUAUAAACUCUAAACCAAAAUAUCAAAAUCUAAAAAUAGUACAUAAUAUUAUGUAAUAUUAAACUAUACAAUAUGGAUCAUUCACUGUAAUUAUCUACUUUUAAAUGUAAAAUAUAAUCAUUAUAAAUAGAAUUAUAGAAAUUUGUGUGAAGUUUACAUUUAAUGGGUGUGGUUAACUAAAUAUGUGGCAUGAACUUUUUAUUUAUAUUUUUAAUCUACAUUCGUCAAGUUUAAUAAAACAAAACAAAUAGUAUAGUAUAAAUUAGUGAAAUACUAUACCACAUAUGUCUCAAAUUAGAAAAUAGUAUAUUGCCUAAAAUUUAUAGUAGAAAAGAUCGACAACAACAACCAACAUUUGGUUCUUUCUCAGGACUCAAUGGUUUAAAUCCCAGUUCAUGUAAGUGCUCCUCUGUCCUGAAAAAUUAACCUGAAAAAAAUGAGAUGGUUAGAUAGCCUCGAACACAUAUAGUUCAUAAGGGUCGAAAUAACCUUAGAGUUCCUUAUGAAUAGAACAUACUAUUCUAUGCACGCCCAGUGGCGGAGCUAGAUCUCACGUUUAUAUGGGUCAUAACUCAUUUAUUAGAGACAAAAAUAUACAUCUAUGUGGUUUGAACCUAGGAACAUGUGGGUCAGUAGGAGAGAUCUUGACCAAAUUACCACAAUAGCAACAUGAAAAAUAGCCUUACAAGUUUAUUUUUAUUAAUUUCACAUGGGUCAUUUGACCACCAUGCUUCUAAGGUGGCUCCGCCACUGUGCACGCCAGAUUACUACACUAUGUAUAUAUAUAUAUAUAUAUAUAUAUAUAUAUAUAUAUAUAUAUAUAUAUAUGUGUGUGUGUUUGACAAACAACAACUUUUAUUCUCUUACAAGUUUAGUGCAUUCCAUGUACAAAUAUAUUCAUGACCGGUUUCUAAACAAUCCAUACAGAGAAGGUUGUACUAUUAUGUUACUGUAUCUAGACUAUUUUAUUUACAAAUAGAUCUACUACACAUCAGUACGCAUUUACAAAUCUAUUCCAUUUACGUACUCACUCAUAUGGGAUAACUUAAAAAAGGAAAAGAAACUACCUUUUCAUACAAACAUAAACUCACAAACUUUUCGUUACCUUAAUUUACUAAAAACAAUUGCGACAUGCAAUGACAUAUGGAUGCAUAUUCAAAGAAUCUAAAUGAAACAAACAAACUAACCUUUGUGAUUUUUUCUCGAAUACUACACGUCAUUGAAAUAAAAUAAGAAAUAUUGUCUUCAACUCGCCGUCACAAUAUGUACCGUCUUCUUUACCAAAAUCGACGCCGACAGCCCAUAAACUUCACAUUCUUCUCGCCGCACUAGUUGAGUCUUUCUUGAAACACGGGUCUCUUUCUUCACUGUAACCCUUCGCCGUGAACACAGUAGGAUACGUCGGAAGUCGCUACAUAUCUGAAAAAAUUGAUUAACUUUUGCAACAUUUACUAAUAAAAAGUAAUUUUUACAGAUAUGUUUAAAGAAAUUUUUACGCUUUAAGAUAUAUUUCCACUUUCAAUUUACACAAUCAAACACAUAUUGCUGGAGGCACACUUUCUUGUGGUAAUUGUCUCUUAUACUCCCAAUAUUGUUUCUUCUUAACAUUCUUUCUUCCGUAACUAAUUUUUUUUUAACUAAAAUAACAAUAUGUCCAAUUGGACACACAUCUCAAUUAAAGAAAUAUAAUAAAAUACAAUUCAUCCAUUAUCUCUCAUAUUUUGAGAUAAAAAAUUGAAAUCACUUUCAUAGUUUUCAAACCCUAGAUCCCCUUUCAUCAUCUAUCCCCGAACCUCGUUCAGCUUCGAGAAACCAUGGCGAAUCGAAGUCAAAGAAGAAAGGGAACCUCAAUAGUCAACCUUCUUCAUCGCAGAUCGACAACAGAGGUUUAUAUUUUGAAUUCUUUAACUCUUUUUGACUUUAAAUAAUUUUCGAAAUCCCUAACUUUUUAUUCUUGUUUGUGUUGUAAUUAUCCAAUUGGAUCGAAUCUCAGAGAUUUUGUGGAUGGGAGAGAUAAUGAGCAGAUCUGAGAGCUCCGUUGUGGAGAGGAUGACAUGACGGUCAGCAGAUCUAAGCUUCGGUGCGGAGAUGAUGCGGAGACGAACAGGUCAUGCCUCUAUUGUGGAAAAGAAGAAGACAAGCUCUCGUGGUGUGAAGAUGGAUUUUUGUGCCAAACUUGACAUGACCACAACAAGAAUUCAUGGAUAAUGCAGCAAGAUAUUUUAACUACAUGACCACAUCAAGAGUCUAUGACGUAGUCCACAACAACAACGUCCCAAACAUCAAUCUUGUUCCCACCCAUUAAGAGUCAAUGGAUGAUGCAGCUCAACACCUCCUAUCUAGACUCCAAAACGUGGUUUAUCUACUUUCACUUGGUCUUGUAUUUCAUAUCUAUGUCAACAUAUGUAAUUACUAUAGACCAAACUUGGAGAAAGUAUGGAUGUUAACGUUUUAGUGUUUGUGUCCAGCUUUGAUGUCCAUGUCCACAUAUAGUUUAUAACUCUAUUAUCUAAGUGUCUAUAUCCACAUUUUUAUAGAUGAUUGAGAAUAUAAGAAUGUUAUCAACAAAAACACAUCCAUGAAACUUCUUAAAAGAUUUAUUAUAUUUUUGUAUCUAUCCAUGUCCACAUCUUUUUUUUCAUGUAUUUUUCUUACUUGUCCACAAUUUUCCGUCCAUAGUUUUUAUGUCCAUACAUUUUUUAUAUAAUUGCUGAUAUAAUAUAUAUAUAUAUAUAUAUAUGAAUAUGGAUGUUAAAAUAUAGAGAAAAACAAAUUACAAUUUACUGUGAUGAUUAUAUUUUCUUCAAAUAUCUUAAACUUUGAGAAAAAACAAACAAUAAGAACUUUGCUGUAAAAUAAAACAGCGAAAAAGAACAAAUAAAAACAAAUAAAAUAUUAAUGUCGAAAGGUAAGUCCUAACUAGAAAAAGAAACUAACUAUUCUGCCUACUAACUAAACUGAAUAAAAACAAAUAUAUAUUUCUUUGUACUUUCGUUGGACAAAGGAGCAUUUAUGUCCAACAUCUUUCUUGGAUUCCUUGAAAGUGUGUCUAGAGCGGAUUGUGUUCUAAAGUGUCAAAAAAGAUUAAAAAAAAGUGUCCUAAAGAGUAAUGCAUGUUAACAUAGAGACACAAAUAAGAAACAUUUACAUUCUAGGACACUUUCCCUACUUUAUAUUACACCUUAAGACACAUUCCUCUACUGACACACUUUCCUUAACAGCUUGUGUCUGAUCUAGUUUGUUUUCUAACUAACACAUUCUCCUUUUCGUUACACCCCAAGUCCUCAGCUUCUUCCCAUUGACCAUUUAGGCGGGAUUAUGCCCUAGCCGUCCAUCUCGUUUUUAUUUAUACGGCUCAGAUUUAUUUUCGCAGAUCUAGACAAGACACAUUGUUUUCUUGCAACAUCAACCACUAGAUCAAACAACAUCGGACGGCAGAGAUUAGUUGUUUCAGAACCACCAUCUCCUAUCAACCUUUUUGUCGUUGUUUCCAAAAGUUUCUUCAGCUUUACCUCAUUCUUCCUUCAGAAUCUAAGAACAUUAUCAAUCCCCUGACAGGGGAAUCUUCGUAUCUGAACCACAGCUGGUGUUUGGUUAGUUAACUAACCUCUUUAUCUAUGUCUGCUUAUCACGUUAACUACAACUAAAUUCAGUUUUUAUCUAAUUUUUUGCAGGCAACCACCAUGGCCGACCACUGUAUGAUCAUUGCCGGCGAAUGGAAGAUCUCCGGCGACGGUAGCUGGAACUUUUCCAUCGACAAACACCAAAUGUCGAGGAUUGUCACGCUUAGCCCCUCCAUGACGUUGUUAGAACUGCAGAACAAUGUCUUGAAUGAGUUCUUUCCUAACAAACAAACACGCCAAGAAGCCUCUUUGAGCUACUGGCCUCCGAACUCUAAAGAACUGGCAACGGGCAUCUCAACCCCACCCGUCAUCCUCACACACGAUGGUUCUGUUUGUUUCUUCUACCGGCAUUUCGAGUUACAGAGGGGCAUGAACUUGUUUGUCACCUUCAAACAGCAGUCGGAACCCAUAAACACGAGUCAAGUUGAUGAAAAUCUAUUCCCAUUCACCACUCCCAAACAGCCUAUCACAAAACCCCCCCCUCUACUCAACCGCUAUUCCGGUCCUCGUCCCCCUGCAUCCGGACUUUCCCCGCCUUCUACCGCCGCGUCUAAAAUCCCUGGAUUUUCCCUUUUCCCUGACGAUGAUUUAUUUGGAGCCAGCCCUUCUAAGCCAUCUAACACAACCACCAGCCCUCACUCAGCUCCUUCCAAGAUCCGACGUUUCUCACUUAUUGAUGAAACUGUUCUCUGUAGCGACGAGAUGCUAGAAGAGAUGUUCAAAGCAGACUCCGACAACCUCCCUGAUAGUUGGCAAAUAGAUGCUGAGGAGGAGGAGGUUAGCGGUCCUGACAGUCCCCUUCCUCCCGGUUUUGAAGAAGUGCAACCACGUGGUUAUGACCAUGACUUCUGGGACCCUUUGAUUGCUAAACAUCUUGGUGGAUCUGAUGCGGAACAGGUUAUUGCCGGCAUAGAUGUUCCAAAAACGGCUCCACACAGUAUCCACACUGAAACAUCACCUGCAGAGCAGCCAACCAACCAGAAGCCUGAUCCUGAAGAUCCUACCUCACACCAUCACAGUUUCCCCCAUGUAUACCCUAAUCCUAUGGACACCCGCACGCCUCAAUCAGUUCCCUCACAGCACCGAAGGUAUCCAUAUGGACAGACCGCUACACCUUCUGCCGGAGAACAACCCCCGCAAAAUCCACAUGGACAAUCUACUUUCACUCCCGUUGGUGUACACAAAUCCACUACUCCACAUGUACACUCAUCGCCGUCCACGCGUACACCACCAGGCCGUCCCAACAACCCCUCCCAAGUCCCACCUUCGACUCCCCCGCUGCGCGAGACCAGGCCACUCUCAGAGAUUAGUGAUGAGGAAUUCGACGUCCCACCACUCUUUGACGAUCUUUCCUACGAAACUGAGGAUGUUCCUGACUUGAAUUGGGAGGAUAGCGGCGAGGAACCAUUCGUGGGGAAACUGUAUGCAACAAAGCAGGAUUGUCAAAUUGGGCUUGCUAUCUACGCAAUCAAGGAGCAGUUCUACUUCAGGCAAACCCGAACCACUAGGCAUUCCUUUGUGCUUAGUUGUCAUGAUACUAAGUGUGAUUGGCGCAUACUGGCGAAGGAGCUAACCAACUGUGGUUACUACACCAUCAAAAAGGCCCAGCUUGAUCACACCUGCACCAUUGACACACGCAACCUAUACAGGAAGAAGGCCACUUCCAAAGUCAUUGCCCACAUAUAUCGCUCUCGCUACACCGAACCCAACAACGGCCCUAAAUCUCUACAGCUUCAGCAGAUGCUAUUGGAAGACCUCCGCAUAGAUGCUUCCUAUAUGAAAUGCCAUAGGGCCAAAGGCCAAGCUGUGGAUAACACUAUUGGAAAUGCUGAGGAUUCAUUCCUCAACAUCGCCUCCUAUUUUGAGAGGCUUAAAGCAACCAACCCAGGCACGGUUACUGCAAUCGAAACCGAGCCUGAUAUAGAAGGCAACACACGUUUUCUCUAUGGCUUUCUGGCCUUUGGUGCUUCGAUACAGGGCUUCCGGCGCCUACGCAAGGUUCUUAUUAUUGAUGGGACACACCUUUCCGGGAAAUAUAAGGGGGUACUACUCACGGCUAGUGGUCAAGACGGUAACUUCCAAGUCUUCCCUCUAGCUUUUGCUGUCGUUGAUGGCGAAACAGAACAUGCCUGGACCUGGUUCCUCACCAAACUUGAGCGGAUCAUUGCAGAUUCAAAUUCACUCACCAUCAUCUCUGAUCGUCACUCCUCUAUCAUCAAAGCCAAGCUAGCAGCAUUCCCAAAGGCACAUCAUGGAGCUUGCAUUGUCCACUUAAUGCGUAACGUUAUCUCACGCUUCAAAAACAAAGGUCUUGCAAAGAUGGUGUGUGAGGCUGCAUUUUCUUACAGGCGGAAAGAUUUUGAUCUAAACUUCACAAAAAUCAGGCAGGCCAAUGGGGAAUGUGCCACCUACCUAUAAGGAAUCGGGACUUCAAAGUGGUCUCGAACUUACUUCACAGGAGAUCGUUACAACCUUUUAACCAGCAACACAGCGGAGCAGCUCAAUAACGCCCUUACCAAAUCCAGGUCUUCACCCAUAAUUGAGCUAUUCAUGUUCAUCCAACGCAUGUUGACUCGCUGGUUCUCUGCUAGAAGGACCAAAUCCGCCAAGUGUCGUGGUUUUGUAACACCCGAGGUUGAGAAGGUUAUGCAGACACAUAUCAGGCUCACAAAAGGCAGCAAGAUAGCUAGCAUCAACACCUGGAGCUAUCAAGUUAGGGGCCUGUUCGGCCAUCCCAACACUGUCUCCUUAGAAAACAAAGUCUGCACCUGCCAGGUUUUCCAGAAGCUCAAAAUCCCAUGCGGCCACGCUCUUUUAGCUGCUGAUUCCAUAGGUCUCCCCUAUGUUCAGCUUUUUGGUGACUGCUACAAAACACAGACAUGGAUUGAAACAUACGCAGGGGUUAUCUACCCUGACGCUCCCAUUGGAGACUUCCCCAUACCUGCAACAAUUACUUCUGUGAUCAUGCUUCCACCUCAGACUCGUCGUCCAUCAGGCCGCCCAAGGGACAAGCGCGUCGCCUCAACCGGCGAGAUCCCGGUAA